Molecule: messenger RNA, 1747 nt
Organism: Artibeus jamaicensis (Jamaican fruit-eating bat)
Lineage: Eukaryota; Metazoa; Chordata; Mammalia; Chiroptera; Phyllostomidae
Gene: KLF2
Product: KLF transcription factor 2
Exons: 3
Coding region: 191-1258 (355 amino acids)
Biological process (GO): regulation of transcription by RNA polymerase II
Molecular function (GO): RNA polymerase II cis-regulatory region sequence-specific DNA binding; DNA-binding transcription factor activity, RNA polymerase II-specific
Source: RefSeq, a predicted model, not a curated record
UUUAGGCUGCGCCCGGAGCUCGUCCCCAUCCGGGACGCGUUUCCGCCGCCGCCGCCUUGGCCCGGCCCCCGCGCACCGCGGCUAUAAGGCUUGGGCGGGACGGCCGCGGCCCGCAUAGCCGUCCCCGCCCGCCUGUGCCCCACUAGUUGCUCACCGGUGUCCGAAACCGCGUCAGCCCCGGGUCCCGGCCAUGGCGCUGAGCGAGCCCAUCCUGCCGUCCUUCUCCACUUUCGCCAGCCCGUGUCGCGAGCGCGGCCUGCAGGAGCGCUGGCCGCGCGCAGAGCCCGAGACGGGCGGCACCGACGAGGACCUCAACAGUGUCCUGGACUUCAUCCUGUCCAUGGGUCUAGACGGUCUUGGCUCGGAGGCCACCGCGGAGCCCCCGCCUCCGCCCCCGCCGCCAGCGUUCUACUACCCUGAGCCCGGUGCGCCGCCUCCUUACGGCGCCUCCGCGAGCGGCCUCGUGUCCGAGCUGCUGCCGCCGGAGCUAGAGGUGCCCCCGGGGCCGGCGCUGCACGGCCGCUUCCUGCUGGCGCCACCUGGCCGCUUGGUGAAGGCCGAGCCCCCCGAGGCGGACGGCGGCGGCGGCUACGGCUGCGCGCCCGGCCUGGCCCGCGGGCCGAGAGGCCUCAAGCGCGAGGGCGCCCAGGGCCAGGCCCUCGCGUGCCUGCGAGGCCCCGGGGGCCGCCCUCCGCCGCCGCCGGACACGCCGCCGCUCAGCCCCGACGGCCCGGCGCGCCUGCCUGCUCCUGGCCCGCGCGCCCCCUUCCCGCCGCCCUUCGGCGGCCCCGGCUUCGGAGCUCCGGCGCCGGGUCUGCACUACGCACCGCCCGCGCCCGCUGCCUUCGGUCUCUUCGACGACGCGGCCGCCGCAGCCGCCGCUCUGGGGUUGGCGCCGCCCGCCGCCCGAGGUCUCCUCACGCCGCCCGCGUCUCCGCUCGAGCUGCUGGAGGCCAAGCCUAAGCGCGGCCGCCGCUCCUGGCCCCGCAAGCGCACCGCCACUCACACCUGCAGCUACGCGGGCUGCGGCAAGACCUACACCAAGAGCUCGCACCUCAAGGCGCACCUUCGCACACACACAGGCGAGAAGCCCUACCACUGCAACUGGGACGGUUGCGGCUGGAAGUUCGCGCGCUCGGAUGAACUCACCCGCCACUACCGCAAGCACACGGGCCACCGGCCUUUCCAGUGCCACCUUUGCGACCGCGCCUUCUCGCGCUCUGACCACCUGGCGCUGCAUAUGAAGCGGCACAUGUAGCCUGGACGCCUCUGCCCACUCGCGCGCGUCCGUGGCGGGUCCCACGCGCCGGGCACGGUCCCCUCAAACUGUGACUGGUAUUUAUUGGGCCUAAAGGACCCGGCCGGGCACUGUGUGGCCACCGAGGAGGCUCCGACGAUGACGACGAUGCCACCGCCCUGGCCCCCGUCAGAGACUGAAGACCCGGCUGGAGAAGACCACGAUCCUCCUUGACGAGUUUUGUUUUCAAAAUGGUGCAAUAAUUAAGUGUGGUCUUCCGCCCACCGGGUCUACACUAGAGGAUCGAGGCUUGAUGCCUUGUGAAAAAAAUACAGCCUUAAUUUGUACUGUUUGCAACUUUUUUUUUAUAAUAUUGUACAUAGUGACUGUGACAGAUAUUGUAUUAUUGUAAAUAAGGAGACAGGCGGGCAUUUGCUGCCUGGUUCAUUUUUUAUAAGACUUUUGCUGUUUUUUUUAAUUAAAAAAGUUUUGCAUCUUUUUAAAAAAUCA